AAAGAGGCGCGGGCUUCAAAAAGAUGGCACGCUUGCCACGGUGCCCCUCGUCCCUGGAGACGCAGUCUUGCAGCGACUCUUGUGACUCGCCUUUGUCUUUUACUACCUCCAUGGAGUGGGACACCCAGGUGGUGGCAGGGUCCUCCCCUCUAGGUCUGAGGACUGAGAUGGAGGGGUCACUCGUCGACCUGCGGCUACCUGCAUGGUUGGAACCCGAGAGGUGUGCCGUGUUCCAUUGCGCACGUUGCUACGCGGUGCUCGCCGACACCGUGCAUCUUGCUUGGGACCUGUCAAGGUCUCUCGGGGCCGUGGCGUUCUCCAGAGUCACGAACAAUGUCGAUUUGUUCGAACCCUGUCUGGUUGGCAUUGAAGGUUUUCUCAAAUGCAGCACAUACAACCGUCUGUUCUGUAAUUCCUGUCGGGUUCCUAUUGGUUUCCAUCUGUAUUCCACCCAUGCUGCUCUGGCUGCCUUGAGAGGCCACUUCUGCCUCUACUGUGAUAAAAUGCUGUGCUAUGUCUUGAAAACAAAGACCAUAGUAAAUGCAUCUGAGAUGGAUAUUAACAACCUGCCUCUCCAAGAAAAGGUUGCAGAGCUGAAAGAGAAGAUAAUACUAACACAUGCUCGUUUAAAUUCACUGACAAAGAUUCUGAAGGAAGUGACUCCUGAUCAGUCUAACCAAGGAAACUGAAGAUACAGCACUAAGGAUAAGAAGACUGCAGAUGUGGGGACACCGACUGUAGUUCCUGCCUUUGACAUACAGCCACGGAGAUCAGCAGCUCAACAUCAUCCUUGGCAAAAUUUUGAAUUGAGGUCAAUCUAAGCUUCAUGAGAACUUGUCCCAAAAUCCCUGCUUGCCCCGAAUGAUUAUUUUAGAGUACGCCUUUGAGCCUGUGACUUUCCCCAGCUCAUCAGCCUACUCUUACUUUGGGGAGUAUUUUUUCUUUAUUUUUUUCUUUCUUAAUAAAUUGUGACUGUGAUACUUUAAAA
Molecule: messenger RNA, 988 nt
Organism: Myodes glareolus (Bank vole)
Lineage: Eukaryota; Metazoa; Chordata; Mammalia; Rodentia; Cricetidae
Gene: Oip5
Product: Opa interacting protein 5
Biological process (GO): CENP-A containing chromatin assembly; chromosome segregation
Cellular component (GO): nucleus; chromatin; chromosome, centromeric region
Source: RefSeq, a predicted model, not a curated record